Messenger RNA from Pseudovirgaria hyperparasitica, 1349 nucleotides. RefSeq lists its product as uncharacterized. The transcript has a single exon. The record is from RefSeq and is a predicted model, not a curated record. Bases 489 to 1349 code for a protein of 286 amino acids. Lineage: Eukaryota; Fungi; Ascomycota; Dothideomycetes; Acrospermales; Acrospermaceae.
CUUUUACUUGCAAAACGUACGCAGAGCCGUGCUCAAUAUUUAUUCAACCACACAAGUAAGUCAACACCAUACAUUCCUUGGCAUAUGUCGAUUCACUAGCUCGCUCGCGCAACGCACGUACCGGCCCCAGCUGCCCUACUUCGGCGACCACCCCGGACCCACCAGAGUGGUAGAAGUGGGUCGGUCGCGAGAAUGAACAUGUCCAUAACGACGACACAACCGCGUUUUGUGCCGCUGCCUGGUACUGUUCUUCUCCAAGAAACAUCACGUCAAUAUUGUGAUGUUGUGGUCGUUGUUGUGACUCUGCUGCGCACAACUAUCGUGGAAUCGUAACGCUGGGGGCAUGCAUCUGUUUUUGGAUCGUGUUCUUCUUUCUUUGCUCCCUUGCUACUCGCAUAACAUGUAUCGUUUUCAUUCUCUACCUUUUCCUACCUUUCUGUUCCUCUUUCUUUUCCCGCGUCGCGUCUUUCAGGACCUGCUUUAUUGACAUGAUGGACAGCAAGACCUCCUUCCCAGAACUCUCUACUUCUUCGCAGCGAUCCAACCCUUUGCUGCCCACACCUCCAAUCAGCUCAGGCAGCGACCAGUCCAGGGCGGGUCUUUCCGAGCCAGCUCUAGCAAUGCAUCAGAAGGCCACAGGGUACACCAACUCCAUAACUUGGGAGUCAAAGUCGACAAAGGAGCGAAAGAACUACCUGGUUGCGCAGCAUUCGCUUGAAAGACUCUGUCCACACUCUCCGGUCCGCUACAUGGCGUUCAGAGAGUGGAUGGAGCUCAGACAAUACCAUCACGGCAGAGAGCUCAGAAAGGAGCGCAAGCGCCUGUACGAGGCAGAGGAGAGAAUGAGACUCCAGGCUCUCGGCAUUCCUCCAUUGAUGCAGCCUUUUGGUGGCAAGAUUUUCGAAGGAAACCGCACCGCCGUGCUAUCCCAGCAGUCCAUAUGGUGUCGAUGGGACUGGGACGCCAAGCCUGAGCUCGCGGAGUGGCCAUGCAGUGAGGAGAUGCGAUACCAGGGCGACGGUCGCGCCCAGAGCAAGCUGGGCCGAUUCCUCGCUCUGCCACGUUACCAGCCAAACUUUACUGUUGGCUGGGAUCAGUGCCGUAUGACGGCGGUGUACCCGUUUGAUGAAGUUAACAGAGUUCCAACUGAAGAAGACGUGUGUGCCCCGGUGGACGAGAUUCUGGAAGCCGACAUUCCCAUGCUACUGAAUCAGAGCCUGCUGGAUGCUCUGGAUGACGUGGACGAUGAGCUCUAUUUCGAUCUCAAGGGAACACCGGAUACCAGCUUGGACCUGAACGAGGGUACUGAUAUGAUUGUUAGAAUCAAAGAGAGCAACUCUUGGAAAUAG